AAAACCCCCACAGCUCAUGCCAUGAAGGAGGAGAACUUUCUUCGUCGCAGGUUCUCCCUCUGUCCAGCCUCAUCCACCCCUCAGAAGGUCGAUCCUCGCAAGCUGACGCGCAAUCUGUUCUUCGGGGCCGACAAUGACAUCUACCCGCUCAGCCCAGGAAAAGAUGUGGAAGGAAACAGCCCGACAGCGCUGAAGGAUGAGACACCACAGACUCCAAACUCCAUCAGUAAGAUCGAAUAUAAGCUUUGCAAUGGGUCUGACAAAGAGUGUGUGUCUCCCACAGCCAAAUUCACGAAGAAGGAAACACUGAAGGUGCAAAAAAAAAAUUACAGACAGGAGAAGAAAAGAGCCACCAAACAACUCUUCAGUGCUCUAAAGGAUCCCAGCGUAGUGAUCACAGCAGACUGGCUGAAGAUUCGUGGGACUCUGAAGAGUUGGACCAAGCUGUGGUGUGUUCUGAAACCAGGAGUGCUGCUGAUUUAUAAGACGCCAAAGAUUGGACAGUGGGUUGGGACAAUCUUGCUCCAUUCUUGUGAGCUGAUCGAGAGACCCUCCAAAAAGGAUGGCUUCUGUUUUAAACUUUUUCAUCCUUUGGAUCAAUCAAUCUGGGCUGUAAAGGGCCCAAAGGGAGAAAAUGUUGGUUCGAUCACUCAGCCUCUUCCCAGCAGCUACUUGAUUUUCAGAGCAGCCUCUGAAUCGGAUG
This is a messenger RNA of Eurypyga helias (sunbittern), 703 nucleotides long. Its product is annotated as oxysterol-binding protein-related protein 5-like. The annotation marks the transcript as partial. NCBI's taxonomy places the organism in Eukaryota, Metazoa, Chordata, Aves, Eurypygiformes, Eurypygidae. The transcript is spliced from 6 exons. The record is from RefSeq and is a predicted model, not a curated record.